Malassezia vespertilionis is the source of this 825-nucleotide messenger RNA. RefSeq lists its product as uncharacterized. NCBI's taxonomy places the organism in Eukaryota, Fungi, Basidiomycota, Malasseziomycetes, Malasseziales, Malasseziaceae. The transcript has a single exon. The record is from RefSeq and is a predicted model, not a curated record. Gene Ontology annotation, biological process: Golgi organization; protein secretion. Gene Ontology annotation, cellular component: Golgi apparatus. Bases 1 to 825 code for a protein of 274 amino acids.
AUGCUCUAUGGCCUCGACAUCGACGCGGGCGGCACAUGGUUUGGCACAACGCGCGACGGGCUGGUAGCGAUGCUAACAAACGUGAACGAGGCGUCUGUGCUGAGAACAGCAACUGGCGACACGCCUCGAUCGCGCGGCGAAUUGGUCCGGGACUGGCUACUGAAAUCCCAAGCAAACGCAGAUGUACAAGCAUACCUGGACGCUGUCCAUGCAUGCGCAGACGCAUAUUCUGGAUUCAAUUUACUUGUCGGCGUGACAACCGAUGGAAACGCGACGCUCGGCUACGUCUCCAAUCGACCCGACCCGAUAAACGAUACCAUGCUCGAAGUCGGCCACGCUGUUUAUGGUCUCAGUAAUAGCACGCUGAGCACGCCGUGGCCCAAGGUCGCGAAAGGCGAACAGCUGCUUUGUGUGGCGCUGGAUACAUGCAAGGACGAAGCGUCACUGAUCGAGGCACUCUUUGGCAUGCUACGGUACGUUCCCACCGGUGCUGACCCAAGCUGGACUGCAGGCCCAGUGCGCAGUGCGAGCGAAAUGCAGAAUACGAUCCGCGUAGAGCCGUUCCUUUUCCCUAGCAGCGUAGAUCGUACGCGCCGGCUAAGUGAAGAGGACAGCGCAGCAUACGCGGCACGAAACGAGCCGUGUCCCAUGGGCUGGUAUGGUACGCGUACCUCUACAGUGCUGCUCAUCACACGUGAAACACCCCCUCGAGCAAUCUAUGUGGAACGUGACGUGUAUCAACUUGGUCUUGGACACGAGCCCCCGACACUGAUCGAGCGGCAUGACGAGCGGCACGAACGGCGAUAUGAAUGGGUGCUUGCGUAG